This is a messenger RNA of Vanessa atalanta (red admiral), 1003 nucleotides long. Its product is annotated as protein phosphatase 1 regulatory subunit 14B. The transcript is spliced from 6 exons. Gene Ontology annotation, cellular component: cytoplasm. Gene Ontology annotation, biological process: regulation of phosphorylation. Gene Ontology annotation, molecular function: protein serine/threonine phosphatase inhibitor activity. Lineage: Eukaryota; Metazoa; Arthropoda; Insecta; Lepidoptera; Nymphalidae. The record is from RefSeq and is a predicted model, not a curated record. The coding region runs from base 269 to 724 and encodes 151 amino acids.
GAUGCGCGGAUCGCCGCCUACGUCCCGCACUCCGCGUCAACCGUCGUAAACUCGUUGUGCGCCAGUCUUAAUCCGCGCGUUGCUCGUUACGUACGUAAUACGAAGUGAUUGUAUUGUAUCAAGUAUGCUAACUGUGUACGGAGGAAUUCUACUAGUUUUGAAUUAGUAUCCGGAGGAGCGAAGCCGGUCUGUCAAGAGACUAUAGUGUUCCUGAGGGACCCUCACUUCCGACACGAUCUCGAGCCGCAACAGCGGCGGCGGCAGCGGCAUGGAGUGCGGCGUUGCGGCGGCGACGGGCGCGUUCCCGGCGCGGGCGCACCCCCCACACCCGCCUCACGCCGCGCACCCGGCGCUCUCGCCCACCGAGCGCUCGCCUGCUAAAGCCGGACUACACGUCAACUUUAGUGAUAAGGGCGAGGUAAAAGAGAGGCGUGAAAAAUUCCUAACAGCCAAAUACGGUAGCCACCAGAUGGCGCUGAUCCGCAAACGUCUUGCCGUCGAGAUGUGGCUGUAUGAUGAGCUGCAAAAGCUCUAUGAAACCCCGGAGACGACGCCAGCUGGGGCCUCGCAGGAGGUAGAGGUGGACAUCGACGAACUGCUGGAUAUGGACAGUGAUGAUCUGCGCCGGCGGCACCUCACGACGUUAUUAGCAGAUGCGAAGAAACCACAAAAAGAUGUUCAUAAAUUCAUCAACGAGCUGUUAGAAAAGGCUAAAACUCUUUAAGUGUAAGCGGAACCAAAUCUCAGAAGACGAAGAGGAGACGCGUCGACUGCGACGGUGUAGUGCAAUGUUGUGUUGUGAGCGCCUGAGCCGCGAGCGCGUGCUUGUAGCGCGUGUAGCCUUGUACUUGUACAUACCGUAGCGUACGCGCCGCCCCGCGGUAGCCGCUAGUCGCAUUAGGAAUAAGGACCGUAGAUAUAAUUAAUUAGGUCGACAUGACAUCGGUGUCUCGCAUAUUUCAAAUACAGUUUUGCUUUUAACUUACAAGGAUAGGCGGCAAAU